Messenger RNA from Beauveria bassiana ARSEF 2860, 1428 nucleotides. RefSeq lists its product as uncharacterized. The transcript has a single exon. The record is from RefSeq and is a predicted model, not a curated record. Bases 1 to 1428 code for a protein of 475 amino acids. NCBI's taxonomy places the organism in Eukaryota, Fungi, Ascomycota, Sordariomycetes, Hypocreales, Cordycipitaceae.
AUGGCCCAGCGACAGCGUCUUUCGCUGUACAUCCCCGGCUCUCCACCCGGCACCCUGCCGGAAACCACUUACACGCCCUCAAGCGACCGCCGACGCUCGCUCAUCAGCCUCACCGACAGCCUCGGCCUCGGCAGCCUGACCAGCCGAAGCAAGAACAACCUCGAAAGCUCGAAGCCUUUGCCGAGGACCAAGCUGCAAAAGUUCUGGCCCGGCGCCAGGAGCCCGACGGCGGCGGACGGCACGGCCAAGAACUACACGACCACGGGGCAUGACCUGUCGACGCUCAUCCUGCUGGCCGGCGAACAGAUGGGCGCGCUGGGUGAUCCUCGCCGGAAAACGGCAUUGCCGCGGCGGCCCGUGACCCGCCGGAUGGACGACCCCAAGCUUCAGCGGGACCUGGAGAUGACGCUGCCCAAGAGCGCGACGGCCCUCUCGCGGCCGCGCAGCGCAAACAGCAUACAGCGAAAGCCGCUGCCGAAGAAUGCCGCGCCGCAGUGCUGUACCGCCGCACCGGUCGUGCCCGCACCGAGCCGGGCACCGCCUCCGCCACCCAUUCCUGAAUUAUCAGCUGUCCACUAUUACCGCUCCGAAGACGGCGAGAUGGCCGCCGAGCAUUCGCCCGCUACCUCGAUAGUUAUGCAAGCCACUCCAGCGUUUCCUCCCCCGAUGGUGAGACGUAGAGCCAAGACGCCUGUUCACCAUAUCGGCCAGCUGGAAGCGGCACAACGAAAUCGGAACAAGCUUCCUUACCCAAAUGGCAACAUGGAUGGAGUGAACCGAAUGUCUAGCGUCAGCACUAUCGCGCGGGAAUAUCGCGAGCUGGCCGUGUACCCAGAAACAAACGUACCUGAUGUACCAAAGAUUGACCCCUUGUACUUGAUGAAUCCCGACAUUGUCGAGUUGCCAGACGCACGAGACAUCGACUGUCAGGAUGGCCGUCUUCUCAGUGCUUCCCACCAUAAUCACCGCUACUCAUCAUCCUCUGUGUCCGAGGAUGGAACGCUGCUGGGUUCUGAACCAGACACCACCAGCCUCGGCUGCUGCCCGUCCCUGACACCCUCUAGCUCGCCACCAGCCAGCGAGACGAGCGACGAGGGCUCGGAGGAGCCGCCAGCUCUGGCGUCUCUGCGAUUCCAGAUUGGCAUCGAGCUGCUGACCAAGGAGCUAUCGACAGCCUUUGCCGCCAAUCACCACUCCAGCAGCGGCAGCAGCAGCAGCAGUCGGCGGCAAAAGGACGUUGGCGGUCUGCAGAUCUGGGUCAUGAUUGAGGCGUACGAGAGGCUGCGCGAGCAGCUGGACGCCAAGCCCGCAGAGGAAGGGAACAAGCAGGCGCGUGACGCGAUUGAUGCGUGGAUUCGCGCGCUGUAUGCUAUUCAUGGCAAUAUUGCUAGUGAUGGGGCGGCAGACGAGAGCGAGUAUGAAGAGUGA